This is a messenger RNA of Lathyrus sativus (Indian pea), 552 nucleotides long. NCBI's taxonomy places the organism in Eukaryota, Viridiplantae, Streptophyta, Magnoliopsida, Fabales, Fabaceae. The record is from the annotation of a GenBank genome assembly.
AUGGAAACUCCUCCUAGAUGCAAAUUUGCAUUCAUAUUUUCUAUCUUCAUCUCUAUUUUUCUUGGCUUGGUUUCAUUUUCUUUAUGUAUAGCUUCUGAGAUUAAGAGGAACAAGAAGGAAGAUCUUAGAUGGAAUGGAAAACUAUGUUAUUUACCAUCAAGUCAAGCAUUUGGAUUAGGCAUUGCAUCUUUGAUUAGUUUGUGUUUGGCUCAAAUCAUUGGAAAUUCAAUAUUGUUCAAGAAUUCUUAUUCAAGAAGAAAAAUAAAUGCACAAUACAAGCUACCUUUCAUUGCAAGGCUUCUAAUUUUGAUUUCUUGGCUAAGCUUUGGAGUUACAAUUAUUUUACUAGCGGUAGCCACAAGCAUGAGCAAAGCACAACCCUAUGGAGCAGGUUGGUUAAAUGGUGAAUGCUACUUAGUCAAAGAAGGAACCUACACAGUCUCAGCCAUAUUAAUUCUAGUCACAUUAGCCUCUAUAACAGGUUCAAUUUUAUCAACAAUAAAAACCAAUAAAACAGAGCAAGAUCGCAAAAUACAUGCACAAAUGGGGUAA